Molecule: messenger RNA, 1218 nt
Organism: Moneuplotes crassus
Lineage: Eukaryota; Ciliophora; Spirotrichea; Euplotida; Euplotidae
Source: the annotation of a GenBank genome assembly
UUUAAAGAAACAAUGGCUUAUCUUGCAUUAAGAAAUAAUAUGAUGACCCGUAGGAUUGUGAGAAACUAUUCCCAAACAAAUACUCUGUUCAGAGCACAAGUGAGGGCUUUCAGCUCGAUGGAUACCUUCAAAUACGAAGAUUUGGAAAUCAAACUUACAACAAAUCCAAAAGAAAAACCAGGAUCAGACCAUCAAUAUGAAUUCGGAAAGCUGACCACAGACCAUAUGUUAGAGAUUGACUGGGAUGUACAAACUGGAUGGGGAAAACCCCUGAUUAGUCCUUACCAUAACUUCUCAAUGGACCCUUCUAACUCAACUCUUCAUUACGCUCUGGAAUGUUUUGAAGGACUAAAGGCUUUGCCUUCUUAUGACAAAAAGAAGAUACAUUUAUUCAGACCAAUUGAGAACUGCAAGAGAAUGAAUAACUCUUUCAAGGCCUUAGCUUUUCCUGAAUACGAUAACGAAGAGCUCCUCAAAUGCAUCAAGAAGCUCGUGGAUGUUGAUAGAGACUGGAUGCCAUGGAAAGAAAAGCACUCUUUGUACAUUAGACCAACUGGAAUCUCCUGGGAGAAUACUCUUGGAGUCAAAGCGGCUAGCAAAGUCAAACUCUUCACUAUCCUUAGUCCUGUUGGACCUUACUAUCCUAAAGGAUUUAAGCCUGUCAGUGUCAACUGCUACACAGAUUUUGUGAGAGCUUGGCAUAAAGGCUCAGGAGACAAGAAGCUUGGAUCCAACUAUGGACCAACAAUCAGACCUGCAAAGACAGUUGCAGUCUCAGGCUACGAUCAGAUCCUUUGGCUUGUCGGAGAUACUGUCAGCGAAGUCGGAGUCAUGAAUUUCUUCGUGUUCUGGAUCAACGAAAAUGGAGAGAAGGAAUUGAUAACAUGUCCUCUAGACGGCACUAUUCUCCCAGGAGUCACUAGAUCCUCAAUCCUUGCUCUUACCCAAUCUUGGGAAGAAUUUAAAGUAACUGAAAGACACUUUAAAAUUCAAGAGGUCAUUAAGGCUGUUGAAGAGGGUAGAAUCAUCGAAGCUUUCGGCUGCGGAACAGCUGCCGUUGUUUCCCCAGUCCAAAAAAUUGGAUAUGCCGGCCAAGAUUACGACAUUCCAAUCAACGAGGAGCUCCAAAGCGGAGAACUAGCCAAUAGAUUAUUCACUCAAUUAGAUGAGAUCUAUACCGGCAAAUCUCAAUUCAAAGAUUGGGCUGUAGAGGUCUAG